ACUGCUACCAAUUCUCCCCGAAGCGGCCGUCGGCAUUGUUGUCUGCUAGCUGCUAGCUGAACUUGUGGUUGGAGCAAUUCGCAGUUUGCAUUAAAUAUCUUUGGUAGGUGGAGAAACUGAGGAAAUGGAGGCUCAGGCUUCAAUCAACCAUCCUCCACUAAAAAAUGGGCCGCAGCCGAAUCAGAGGAGAAAUGCGAGGAGAAAGCAGCCGCAGCAUUCUGCUGAUAUAGUAUUCACCAAAGGGACAUCCAUACAGACCUUGCCCUCUCUCAGCAAACAGUUGAAGGGGGUCACAGAGUGUAUCAUUGGUCUUCAGUAUGUGUGGGAGUACCGCAGUCCCAGUAAAUCUGUCCCACCACACUACCAGUGCAAACUCUGUGCCGUCUCCCGCCUGCAGCAUGAUAUGCUUGCCCACGUCAAAGGCUGGAAACACAGCUUCAGAUACUUGAAAAAGGCCCAUGCUGACAAGGUCACCCAAGAAGAAGAAGAGGCCAUCAAAGACCCUGCUGUAAGGAAGGCAAUUAAAGAGGUUGCAGCUGAGGUGGAGAAGACAGAGGGGAGGGGACAACUCAAGGUGAUUCUGAAGGAACCCUGUGAAGUACCUGCUUUCAAAGGACUCCGUUCUGCUGCUCCUAAGGUUAUGCCUCCACCAGCACCAGGGAUGGGACUAAAGGGACCGCCAUUUGGUCCGAGGUUCUCCGACCCGAGGUUUCCAGGGGAGUUUCCUCCUCAGGGUGGUCCUCUCUCUGACUAUCCAGCUGGAGACUAUGGGGAGACUGGCUUUGGAGGCUACUCGACCAGGCAACAUUUCCAUGACUCUGGUAUGGAUAGAAGACCUUUCCCAGAUGGUAUGGGUCAUCGCCCAGCUGGAGAUGUUUUUGGACCAGGUGGUGGAAGAGAUGGCUAUGGAAGGAGUGGAGUACUGGAGCAGACCCCAGGCAGAAUGUAUCCUGAUGAAUACCGGGGCAGCCAAAUGGGGAGAGGCUUAAUGGACAGACCAGUGGACAAGCCACUGGACAGGCAACUGGACAGGCCACUGGACAGGCCAGGCCUAAUGGGGCCAGCUCCAGAGAGUAGCAGCCAUCCUAAUGCACUACUCACUUACCUGGAUACUUUCCGGAUAGAGAAUGAGAGUGACGCACAGCUGGUGCUGAAGGUGACACAGAAACUAACAGAUGUGCUGAUGGAGUACAGGCUGAGGAGCGUAUCGGCGGGUUCUAGUCUUAAUAGCUUGUCCAUGAGCUCCACAAGCUUCUCCUCCACACCCUCCAGAUUGUCAAACAGUAGCGACCGAUACUCAAGUAGUCUCUCAGGUCCAUCCAGAUACUCUGACGGUCCAUCCUCAUAUUACAAAUGACCAUCACAAGAUGUCACACCUCGAUCUUCUCAUCGCUGUCUUACAUGCGCAUCAGACAGAACUGUCCAGGAGUUCAAAACUAUUGAUUUUAUGUAAAUUUUUAUGCUUCUAGAUAUAGUUUUUUCUGUUGCUACUUAGUAGUCUUUUUUAAUGUCUUUGACUUGGAAAGUUUUACACAAAAUCACGUGCAUGUUUAACUGAUCAUAAGUGUGUGGCCACUGUGAGUUUCCCAAGGUCCAAUUUUAUUAAAAGUUAUAGAGAAACA
Messenger RNA from Morone saxatilis (striped sea-bass), 1622 nucleotides. RefSeq lists its product as uncharacterized. Bases 125 to 1357 code for a protein of 410 amino acids. The transcript has 12 exons. The record is from RefSeq and is a predicted model, not a curated record. Gene Ontology annotation, cellular component: precatalytic spliceosome. Gene Ontology annotation, molecular function: double-stranded RNA binding; single-stranded RNA binding. NCBI's taxonomy places the organism in Eukaryota, Metazoa, Chordata, Actinopteri, Moronidae.